Molecule: messenger RNA, 1180 nt
Organism: Pseudoliparis swirei
Lineage: Eukaryota; Metazoa; Chordata; Actinopteri; Perciformes; Liparidae
Product: peptidyl-prolyl cis-trans isomerase FKBP1A-like
Exons: 4
Coding region: 60-386 (108 amino acids)
Molecular function (GO): peptidyl-prolyl cis-trans isomerase activity
Source: RefSeq, a predicted model, not a curated record
CACUUUAUACAGCGAGUCUAAUCUACGCUCGUGAGAGGAAAGACUGCACGGAAAGAACAAUGGGAGUAGAAAUCGAAAUCAUUCAAGAAGGAGACGGAAAGUCCUUCCCGCGAAAGGGACAGACUGUUGCCGUCCACUACGUUGGCACGCUGACUAAUGGACAACAGUUUGACUCCUCUCGGGACCGAGGAGAGCCCUUCAAAUUCAACAUUGGAUGUGGUGAAGUCAUUCGUGCUUGGGAUGAGGGUGUAGCUCAGAUGAGCAUUGGCCAGAGGGCCAAGUUGACCUGCUCGCCCGACUACGCGUAUGGUGCUGCAGGAUACCCACCAGUCAUUCCAGGAAACGCCACGCUCAUCUUUGAUGUGGAGCUGCUAGGUUUUGAUUGAAGUUGAAAUGUCGCUCUUCACAGUUUCUCAUGCCAUCAACAUCUCUGACACAAAUUCUGUUUAUUUAAAGGUGCCGUCAGCAGCGUUUAUAUACAUGAAUAAACCACUAAAAAUAAUUCUGAUGUCUCGGGAUGAUUGAGACAAAUUUGACACACGCUGCCGCUAAUGUUGGUGCCAAGAUGAUCUAAAAACACAUGGAAACCGUGCAACUCAUUUCCCCCAGGAUUCAUGUGGCCACCAUUUCUACAUUUGUCUGAGAAAUCACGGAUACAUCGUGGAAUAAUUAGAAAGGCUGGUGUGUUUUUAAAACAAUCCAACAGAUCGAAGACCUAAUCCAAACCAUUAACACCAAAUUUGGACAUAGUUUGUUCAUACUAAUUUAUUCCAUUGUCCCAAAAAUAGUGCUGAAAUUAUUAUUGUCAAAAAUACGCAUCAAACACCUUUUUUAAUGAAGAGCUUAUUCGUUUUGGUUUAGUUGCAUUAAUGUAUCCCUUCCACACAUGCAUGGGUUUGAUGGCUUGGAACUUUGACACAGUGUAUAGAAUGGCUUGCAGACAAUAACGGCUUAUGAUUAUCAUUUCUAUCCCUACAUGUAUUACCUUUUAUCAUAUAGAUUUUGAAUUCUGUCUCUUAAACUUUGGUCUUGUCAUUUCGACAACUUAAAGGCCUUAAGUGCCCUUGUGUUAUGUCAAGUGUAACAGGUUUUUUGUUAAUGUUUUACUUGUCUCAUUAAUUAUUACAGAUCUUUUCCAUGGGUGUUUCAUUCGUGCAUUAAAAUCAUCAAGUGUAGAGUA